Messenger RNA from Monomorium pharaonis (pharaoh ant), 3114 nucleotides. It is a transcript of the gene 5-HT7, whose product is annotated as 5-hydroxytryptamine receptor 1. Gene Ontology annotation, biological process: adenylate cyclase-activating adrenergic receptor signaling pathway. Gene Ontology annotation, molecular function: G protein-coupled amine receptor activity. Bases 815 to 2494 code for a protein of 559 amino acids. The transcript has 6 exons. Gene Ontology annotation, cellular component: membrane. The record is from RefSeq and is a predicted model, not a curated record. NCBI's taxonomy places the organism in Eukaryota, Metazoa, Arthropoda, Insecta, Hymenoptera, Formicidae.
AAGUCCCCUGCCCUAUUCAGUCACACGGCGAACGUUCGGUUGAUCUGAUUGCGUUGCUUCGCGUGUCAUAUUCAGUGUUGCAAAUUGCGAGUGCUCGUGUUUCUCUUUUUCUCUCACACUUAAGAAUUUGUAUUCUUUUUCUUAAUAUCCUUUCUUUUUCCUACUCAUUAUUUUGAUUAGCCAUAGCUAUAUAUAUCUCGAUGCAAUUUACCUUUUUCUGUUUUUAUGUAAAAUUUCAUUACGUUGAUGUAACAAGUGAAGCAACAGGAUGCAAUUGCGUCAGAGAAGUGAAAUUUACUCUGAAAGCUUUAUUCGAAGAAGAGUGACGAAUCUUCAAGAAUCUGGAAGUGGUCUGACUUCGAGCGUUCUUUACUCUUUUAAGAUGUCAAAAUUGAUACAAGCAGUUAGAUAAGAGCAGACGGACAAGCGGCUAACGAAACAAGAAUCGGAUCGCGGAGUGUUGCUGCAAAACUGUCCAGAGCAAUUAACUACUUGAACGAAAGCUGCUAUUCCUGUAUAGUACUAUCUGCUACUACUCGUGGCAGUCCCACGGGCAAACUGGUACAAAGAUUGUCGAUCGAUUUUAACGGCGACAAGGCAACAGUGUAAAUUCUACAUUUUUUUUCGGCUUAUUGGAGUGUCUGUACAUAUAACUGAAUAGGGUAAGCAAAAGUUGACUCAGGACUGUGAUAAAGAAGAACUGCUACCAUUUCUCCGGAAUCAAGGCACGGGAAUCUUUUAUUUCUCUAUAUGCUUACGAAGACCGAUAUCCAAUAAUCGAAAGGAUAUAAGAAGCAUAACAUAGACAUCGGAAAUGACAACACAGGAUACUAUCAUUUCUAUAGAAGGGCAAGAUUUAGUCAGUGUGGAAACGCCAAAUUUCACGUCAAUCAUCAACAGUGUUCAGCCAGCUGCCACGUUUCUUUCCUUCUUUAUAAAUUUUCCCGGUGAUUAUUCGCCUUACAAUGCAAUAGAGGCGUUCUUCCUGACUGCGCUGCUCCUCUUCAUCACCUUCCUGACGAUAGCAGGUAACGCUACCAUCUGUUUCAUCAUCAUAUACUUUAAAAGAUUUCGGCGCUCCAACUACUUAGUGACCAGCUUGGCGGUGAGCGAUUUGCUGGUUGGUGUGAUAGUAAUGCCACCGGCCAUAAUUUAUCAAGUAUCGGGCGACUGGUACUUCGGCUCUAUCUCAUGCCACAUUUGGCUUAGCGCUGACGUGCUCAACUGCACUGCCAGUAUCUUCAAUCUCUGCAUGGUUUCCAUAGAUCGAUUCUGGUUGAUCAUGAAACCGCUGAAAUAUGAAACGAAGAGGACGAAAUUACGGAUGUCGUUGUAUAUCACCAUCAUUUGGUCACUAGCAAUGUGCAUUAGUCUGCCGCCUCUUUUAACGAUGGGAAACGAGUAUGUGGAAGUUGAGAAUGGGCCCACGCUCUGUGCGCUUUACCAGCAUUUUAUCUACCAAAUCUACGCCAUCGUAGGAAGUUUCUACAUUCCGCUACUCGUCAUAAUACCAAUGAAUUACAAACUAUUUAAUGCCGCACGCGAUAAAUCUUCCAUGAAUUAUCAAGAGGGUCGAUUUGAUAUAGAACUUAAUAUCAACAUUGACUCGUCUACCAAUCGUUGUCGGAAUAUACGUUCAACAAGCUGUCCACGACAUUCCUAUAAUAUUCACCUAAGGUCAGCUAAUGCACCGGAGAUACAUUUAAAAAACGCCACUGCUUUUACGAGUGAAGAUCUAAAGCGCCAUCCCGCCGGUGAACGAGAAGAGAAUUUGUUACAAAAAUCGAUGAGAAUACUGAGAAUUCGUAAUAAUCAGGUUUGCAUUUGUAACAGACGCCAACAAAGAAGAAAAAGAAGUGAACGAAAAGCCAGUACUACCCUGGGUAUCAUUGUUGGUGCCUUCGUUGUUUGUUGGUUGCCGUUUUUUAUGCUGGCGCUAAUCAGGCCAUUCUACAAACCUGAUGAUAUCCCACAUUCAGUAUCGUCUCUAUUCCUUUGGCUUGGUUAUUGCAAUAGCGCGUUGAAUCCGAUCAUCUAUGCGAUUUUUAACAAAGAAAUUCGUAAACCAUUCAUAUUAAUAAUGUGUUUACGAUGGCGAAAUCUCAAUGAGUUAAUGCGCGAGGAAUAUUAUCACCAACAAUUCGGUGAACGAAGGACAAGGAAUGAACUGAACGGUAAUGACGGUACGGAUAAUACGGAAGGUGCGAAUCUUGUUGAUGAUAAUAACAAGAAUACCAGCAAUAAUGAUCACGAUAUCAAUUAUAACCAAAACGUCGAUAAUAACAACCAGAACGUUAAUAACAAUCAUCAGAAUGUCGAGCAGAACGCUCAAUACAGCGGCGAUAACAAUCAGAAUGCAGAUAGUAAUAAUGAAGAUAAUAAUCAAGAUAUCGUUAAUGACAAACAGAACAUUGAUAAUAAAAAGCAAAACAUCAAUGAUAACAAUCAGGUCGCCGUCGACAUUGAAGAAUCUGACGAAAUGGUUCGCUUCUGAUCUGAGGAGUGCUCCUCGAAUAAUGAGGAUCAUGGUAUUCAGAAAUCGUCACCGUAUUUGGACACUUUUCAAGUUAUCGCUGAAGUUCAUACAACUUGCAUAACAGAGACCCUUGUAUAAUCGAUCAAGAAGAAUACUAGGCAUAUUUUAGGACAAACGAUCUUUUCCUAGAAAAUUUCCCUAUUAUUUGAGGGAAAACAUACAAAUAGAAAUAAAAAAAAAGCAUUUUUACAUUUUCUAAAAGCACAAUGUUUUUAAAAUAUAUAUGUAAAGUUUUAUAUUGAUCUAAUAAAAAAAAAAUAUAUAUAUAUAUAUAUCCGGAGUUAUAGCAGUUUAAAUGAGACAUGCAUAUCUCAAUUACAUUGUAAAUGUUUGUAAAUGUUUGUAAAAUGCGUUUAAAAGAAAAAUAGACACUACUUCUUAAUAUGGUAAUAUAUACAAAUAAUGAAAAAGAAAUACAUAAAACAUGUCCAAAGAAGAAAAUGGGUAAAGAAUUAUAUGAUUACGAGAGGAAUAUUAAAGGUAACUGGCGGCAACUUACAGCGAUAUUAAUUAAUAUAAGCUAAUUAUACAGUCUACCAAUUAAUUGAAAUAAAACUGUAGAAGGAAUAAAAAGAAAA